Messenger RNA from Abrus precatorius (Indian licorice), 2638 nucleotides. RefSeq names its product sugar transport protein 13. The record is from RefSeq and is a predicted model, not a curated record. Bases 266 to 1771 code for a protein of 501 amino acids. Gene Ontology annotation, biological process: monosaccharide transmembrane transport. The transcript is spliced from 6 exons. Gene Ontology annotation, molecular function: monosaccharide transmembrane transporter activity. NCBI's taxonomy places the organism in Eukaryota, Viridiplantae, Streptophyta, Magnoliopsida, Fabales, Fabaceae. Gene Ontology annotation, cellular component: membrane.
ACUGUGCUAUAACCUAUCUCUCUCUCUCUCUCUCUUCGGUCUUUAUCUGAGUCUCGCAUUGCGUUUGCAUUUUAGCACCUCAACUAGCUCCUCGGCAACAACAACCAUGGCCGGCGGAGGUUUCGCCAACGCUGGUGGUGGCGGCGAUUUCGAGGCAAAGAUCACUCCCAUCGUCAUCAUUUCAUGUAUCAUGGCUGCCACCGGAGGUCUUAUGUUCGGCUACGACGUCGGCGUUUCCGAUCACGACUACUCAUAAGCCGCUAAUAUGGGAAUCUCGCGUAAAUUCCCAGAAAUGCUCAACCACCUUCUUAACGAAACAACAUGUGGAGUGACGUCUAUGAAACCGUUCUUGAAGAAGUUUUUUCCGACAGUAUACAGAAAGACAGUGGAAGGGGAAGGGGAAGGGUUAGACAGCAAUUACUGCAAAUACGACAACCAAGGACUGCAGCUGUUCACGUCGUCACUGUACCUGGCUGGUUUAACAUCGACCUUCUUCGCCUCCUACACCACUCGCAGGUUGGGAAGAAGGCUCACCAUGUUGAUUGCUGGCUUCUUCUUCAUCGGUGGAGUUGUCUUCAAUACUGCUGCUCAAGACCUUGCCAUGCUCAUCGUUGGCAGAAUCUUACUUGGCUGUGGAGUUGGUUUUGCUAAUCAGGCCGUGCCAGUGUUCCUCUCGGAGAUCGCACCUUCAAGAAUACGUGGAGCAUUGAAUAUACUCUUUCAGCUCAAUGUAACCAUUGGCAUUCUAUUCGCUAACCUCGUCAACUAUGGCACCAACAAAAUCAAAGGUGGGUGGGGUUGGAGGCUAUCUCUGGGGUUGGCUGGUAUCCCUGCAGUUCUUCUCACCUUAGGAGCCCUCUUAGUAGUAGACACCCCCAACAGUCUCAUUGAACGUGGCCGCUUGGAAGAAGGGAAAACAGUGCUCAAAAAGAUUCGAGGCACUGACAACAUUGAACCAGAAUUCUUGGAGCUUGUUGAGGCAAGUCGUGUGGCUAAAGAGGUGAAGCAUCCAUUCAGAAACCUUCUCAAGCGCAGGAACCGACCCCAACUCGUCAUUUCCAUUGCCCUUCAGAUCUUCCAGCAAUUCACAGGCAUCAAUGCAAUCAUGUUUUAUGCGCCAGUGCUGUUCAACACGUUAGGAUUCAAGAAUGAUGCUUCUCUGUAUUCUGCUGUGAUCACUGGGGCUGUCAAUGUUCUCUCCACUAUUGUGUCUAUCUAUUCAGUGGACAAAGUGGGGCGUCGCAUGCUCUUGCUGGAAGCUGGUGUGCAGAUGUUUUUGUCUCAAGUGGUGAUAGCAAUCAUACUGGGAAUAAAGGUGAAGGAUGAUUCCGAUAACCUUUCAAAAGGUUUUGCGGUGCUUGUGGUUGUUAUGGUGUGCACUUUCGUGUCUUCCUUUGCAUGGUCUUGGGGUCCUCUUGGGUGGCUGAUUCCAAGUGAGACAUUCCCAUUGGAGACUCGCUCAGCUGGCCAGAGUGUCACCGUUUGUGUCAACUUGCUCUUCACCUUCGUCAUUGCUCAGGCCUUCCUUUCCAUGUUGUGCCACUUCAAAUUCGGCAUCUUCUUGUUCUUCUCUGGCUGGGUCUUGAUCAUGUCUUUCUUCGUGCUUUUCCUGUUACCGGAGACAAAGAAUAUCCCCAUUGAAGAGAUGACCGAGAGAGUGUGGAAGCAGCAUUGGUUCUGGAAGAGGUUUGUUGAAGAUGAUUAUGAUUACGCUGCCAAUGACAAAGUAGCCAGUGUCAAUAAUGGAUAUGAUCCAACCUCAAGGUUGUAAAUUGCAGUGCGGGCUUUUGCCAGAUCAAUGUUUUAGGCACUGGAAUACAUGCUCAGCUAAGAAUGGGUUAGUUACAGUUCAUGAAGUUAUUUUAUUACUUCCCAUGUUGGUGGCCUGGGCCUCCAAUGUUGUAAUCAGUUAAUCAAACAUCAAUUAUCUGGUUUUGCAAGCCAUAUGAGAUAUAAACACUUUUUUUAGUCCCUUUACCUCCCCACUUUUUUUUUUAAAGAUUGUUACAUAAUACAUAAAAAUUGUUUUGUCUUUGGAAGAGUAGUGUAGAUAAGAUUUCCAAAUUGCAUGAAGUGGUUAAUAAACAAACAAGGCCAUGAUAAUGCCUGCAUUUGUUCUGUACCGAAUGCUGCUAGUCAAUUUACUUUCAAUUGUUACUUCUCUUUUCCUGCAAACAUGGAAUCGCACAUCUUCAACAACUAAUCUCGUGCAAUAGCUUCAGCUUCAGUUUGGAAGUGAAAAAUUGUAGAAUAAACUAAUAAAUAGACGACCAAUAAGCAGGAUGGAGGCAGAGUGUACUCAUGGCUUUAAUUUCGUAUUGAGGAUUGGGUUCUUUAUAUAUGAAGCCAUUGGUUAUUGGAAAAAAUAUAAUUACGCUAUGCCAAGCUCAAGAGCUUUUGAAAUUCAGAUGACAGAAGCGAAAGAAAAGGGAGCAAAAGGUAGUGAAGAAAAUGAAUCUAAAAAGGGACAAGGAAUGGAAACAGCAAUAGGGGCUGGAUAGUACACAGCAAAGAAACAGAAUGAAGAGUAUGAGUAAUGAUAUGUUUAUAAAAGCUUUGGCAUUUUAAAACAAUUAUAAUAAUUACACGUGAUGAUAAUAGGCGAAUUCUAGCGUCUACUUUGACAAGUAAUAGAAAA